AUGUCUGAAGAAAUAAAACAUAAUAGUGCAAACAAAAAAGGUAAAAGAGGUGGUACAAAACGGAAUUUUGGAAUGAUCUGUUUCGCUUACAUCUGUGCAUUUACCUCACUCCAAGCUGUCACUAGUCUUCAGUCAAGCAUCAAUACAGAUAAAGAUGUUGGUCUCAAUUCAAUAGCAAUUGCAUAUGGUGCUUCUUUAGUUACUUGUCUUCUAUUUACAACUUCGCUUGGAUAUAUUUUUGGUUACAAAUGGGCGAUUGUUGGUGGACAAUUUGGUAUAAUGGUAUAUGUUGCAUCUAAUAUGUAUCCUAAACAAUGGCUAAUGUACUCCACUGCAGUCAUAUGUGGAAGUCUUCGAGCUUGUAUGUCCAUGGCUCAAAAUUCUUAUGUGGCUGUACUUGCAAAUGAUGAAAGUGAAAAUGAUGAUCCUGAGAUAAAAACUAGAAAAUAUUUUGGUAUCUUUCUUGCUGCAUAUCAAUCAGCUCAAAUAUGGGGUAAUCUCAUAUCAUAUGUAGUCUUACGAAGUACUCCAAAAAAUACAAAUACUAAUUUUACACAAUGUGGAGCUAAUUACUUAACAAGUGAACAUCAAAUGCAAGAUGGCAAAGAGGAUGAUUCUCAAGGAUUAUUACGAAAAUCACUUAAUCAUACAUUGUCAACACUAAAAACUGCUAUAAAUCCAAAUCAUCUUCUACUUAUACCACUUGGAUUUUGGUCAAUUUCUGCACAAACAUUCUUUAUGGGAGCUUUCUCAAGUAGCUUUAUUACAUGUACAAUUGGUGUUCAAUAUGUUGGUCUAAUUAUGACAAUAUAUGGCAUUACAGCCACUAUGUCUGCGAUCAUUGUUGCUUAUACAGUCAAAUUCAAAUAUAGUCGACUAAUAUGCUUUCUAAUCUCAGCCUUAUUAAGCUACACAAUAUUCAUUGUUAUGCUUGUAUGGAAGCCAACAGUCUCACAAACAUAUGUGUUAUUUAUCCUUCCAUUUUUAUCAAGUAUUUCAGAUGGAAUUACAGAACCAUUUAUAACAGGUCUGAUAUAA
Adineta steineri is the source of this 1038-nucleotide messenger RNA. NCBI's taxonomy places the organism in Eukaryota, Metazoa, Rotifera, Eurotatoria, Adinetida, Adinetidae. The record is from the annotation of a GenBank genome assembly.